Molecule: messenger RNA, 1360 nt
Organism: Diatraea saccharalis (sugarcane borer)
Lineage: Eukaryota; Metazoa; Arthropoda; Insecta; Lepidoptera; Crambidae
Source: the annotation of a GenBank genome assembly
GAUUGUUAGAGUAAAUGAUUUUGAAGUUUAUUGUAUAUUAAUUUUUGAUCACUGGUAGACUUGGUAUCCUAGAGGUUUAUUUAUUUACAUACAUCGAAAUAAAUUGCUUCAGGUAUCGAAAACAAACCUAUAAUGGGUUCAGAACAGUCAUCUAUACCUCAAAAGAAGCAACUUCAAAGGGCUCCACCUGUACGACGAGGGCAUACAAUUGCAGUUACAAAUCACGUAGCUGAAGGCAGACGUAGCAUUGAUCCUACGGCCAGCGGUAACAAUUCACCUGGUGCUAGCAUAUGUUCAGAUUCGGAGCUGCCAUACAUAUCUUACACUGUUGAUAGACCUAUUGGAGACUCACCAAAAGCAUCGGCCAAGACUCAACGAAGUGAUAAGAAGCCCCUCCAGCGAAGGCAACUCAGUUUACAAGCUAAGAAGAAUAAGCGCGCACGCGACAUAGUAGUUGUGGCGCAUGCAUCAGGUCAUGCGCUGGAUGAAGAUGCGAGGCGACUACAGGAAAUACCAACUUUCCUACCCAUAAUGAGAGGUACGUUAGGACUGCCGGUAGCAAGAGACCCGGACGUAUUAGAAGGUUUAGACUACAGACCGUGGGUUAGAUUAACGACUCGUCUGCAAGCUCAUCUAUCUGCGUGUGCGCAACCUUUAGCUGCCGAGGAGAUUAGUUUAGCUACUAAAAUUAAAGAGUCGGAUGUAGAAAUAUCGAAAUUGUAUUCCCAAAUGGUGGAUAAACAGCGAGCUAAUGCGAGACACGCCGAGCGACUGUCUAGGGUGCACGAAGUGGCCCAUCAGCUGUCUAGAUGUAAUUCUCUACUGAACCAGACUUUACAAGAUAUAGAAGAAUUAAAUCAACUAUUGCCAGAACAGAAGAGAUUGGAAACGUUCAUCUGGAGUGAUGAGCGCUGAAGUAUUAUAUAAAAUAAAUGUAUUUAAAGAAUUAUGUUUUAAAGAAAUCGUAAAAACUUUAGUUUGUGUAUAUAGCGGUAGUCGAUUUGAAUUCCAUUAGAUUUUAAAGGUAUAUAGUAAUUUGGAAAGAAAUGCACGCAGCCUUACAAAUUAAAAUAACCAAUUUUAUUUUGAAAAAAAAAUUUUUUUUUACCAUGAGAUAGAAAUAUUAAUAUUAUAUACUAAUAUAGUUUAAAAAUGUCUAAAAUUAGGAAAAAACCUACUUAUCAAAGUUACCGAGAUUAUAUAUAAAAUAAAAACUAAGAAUUAUUUUUUUCUAAUAUGUUCUAAUUCAACAUACUAAUUGAUUAUUUGAAUUUAAUUUUGCUAAAAGAUGUCGACGGAAAAAUAGUUAAUUUACCAUAAUUUAAUAGAUGAGAUUUAUGGCACAGUGAUAUAUGACUGA